GCCUUGCCUUGCUAGAGUCUGCCUGUCUCGUCUGGCAUCGUAGUCUACGACAGACGCACAUAGCUUGGAAGAAGCAACAAGCCAACUGAGGGAUUUGAAAUCUGGGAAUCGUCUGUGUGAACAUCUACCGGUGAUGGACUGGGAGUGGGGCUAAUCCCCACAGCCCGGCUGCUCCGCUUGUGGGAUGAUUGAGUCUCGACGUCUGUGUAAGCGAGUGACAGAGAGCCCAGAGAAGAGGAGGAGGAGGAGAGCGAGGAGGAAAGCGACAGACAGGGCAGAGAGAGAAGGAGGAGGAAGAGGAUGGGAAGAAGACCUUGGGGCUGGUGCCUGGGGUUGUCAACGGCACUGCUGUACGGCUCGCUGUCCCUCUUCGUCUCUAUCCUACACAACGUCUUCCUCCUCUACUAUGUGGAGACGUUUGUGUCCGUCUACAAGAUCGAUAAGCUGUCCUUUUGGGUGGGAGAGACAGUGUUUCUGAUAUGGAACAGCCUGAAUGACCCUCUCUUCGGAUGGCUGAGUGAUCGCUCGUUCCUUGGGUCCACACAGGCUGGUCCUCAGAUCUCCGGGCCGGAGGUGGUGCUGCAGCGCUUGCGGGCGCUCUCCCGCAGCGGGCCGCUCUUCGCCCUCUCCUUCCUGGCCUUCUGGGUGGCGUGGGCGCGGCCCUCGCUCCAGUUCCUGCUGUGCCUGUGCCUGUACGACGGCUUCCUGACGGUGGUGGACCUCAACCACAACGCGCUGCUGGCCGACCUGGCCGUGUCGGCGCAGGCGCGCGCGCUCCUCAACUUCCACAGCUCGCUGUUCAGCGCCCUGGGCUCGCUGUCCGUCUUCCUGUCCUACUGCUUCUGGGACAAGGAGGACUUCGGGGCCUUCCGGCUCUUCUGCAUGAGCCUGGCCGCCGUGUCCGUGUUGGGCUUCGCCACCGUCUCGCGCCUGCUGAAGGUCCGCUUCCAGGCGGAGGUCGGGCUGCGGAAGGGCCAGGAUGAGGGACAGAUGCUCAAAGAGCUGGUGAUUGGCCAGGCCCCCACGGCUCCCCAGGGGAGGCCAGUGACUCUGGGGGAGUACCUGAGGCAGCUCUCCAGGCACAGGAACUUCAUGUGGUUCACCGCCAUGAACCUUGUCCAGGUAUUUCACUGCCACUUUAACAGCAACUUCUUUCCCCUCUUUCUGGAGCACCUGUUGUCGGACCGGAUCUCUGCCUCCACUGGCUCCUUCUUACUGGGUGUGUCCUACAUCGCCCCCCACCUGAACAACCUCUACUUCCUGACCCUGUGCCAGCGGUUUGGGGUGUAUCAGGUGAUCCGCUGGCUCUUCAUGCUUAAGCUGGGCCUCAGUGUGGCCAUGCUGCUGGCUGGGGCGGACCACAUCUACCUGCUGUGCAUCUUCAUCGCCAGUAAUCGAGUGUUCACUGAGGGAACCUGCAAACUGCUCAACCUGGUCAUCAGCGACCUGGUGGACGAAGACUACGUGCUGAACCGGCGUCAGCAGGCGGCGUCCGCCCUGCUCUUCGGCAUGGUCGCCCUGGUGACCAAGCCCGGACAGACAUUUGCACCUCUAAUUGGCACGUGGCUACUGUGUGUCUACACAGGCUAUGACAUCUUUGAGCGGGACCCUCUGAGUGAUGCGGUGGCGGUCACGGUUGUCUCGGGUCCGACGACGGCCUCCAUGCCCCUGCGGCAGGGUUGCUUCUACUUGCUGGUGUUCGUGCCCAUCACCUGUGCCCUGUUGCAGCUGCUAGCCUGGUCCCGCUUCACUCUACACGGGCGGCGCCUGCAGGGCAUUAAGGCCCAGAGGCAGGGCGUCCAGCAGGGGCCCCCUCUGGAUGUCAAGGCCAUCUGAUGGGAGUGGGAAUCCAAGGGACAAGAAUAUGGUCAACCAAGCUGACUGAAGAACAUGUGAAAAGCAGAUAGAUUCAUGUGCGAGCACACACACACACAGACACACACUCACACACUCUCACACACACACACACACACACACACACACACACACACACACACACACACACACUCACACUCAUACAAAGACUUAGUGGCACGGAUAUGUGCCAAGCACAUUUUCAUUCUUGCUGCCAAAAAGACAUUUUCACCUUCUGCCUGACUAGGAGACUUUAGAGCCUUGAGAACACCCUGUGGGAAGGACGAAGUUCUUGCCAAUCUGGGGCUCACUCCUUGGAGUGCCUUGCCUUUUAUGUUUGUGCUACAAAGAAACAAACCUGUGUCGUCAUUGUUGUUAUAUUUAUAAAGUGAAAUUGUGACCAAAUACAUUGAGGGAGGGAAAACAAAUCAUGUGAGGGGACCACGAUAGCCAAUGGACACAAAGCACCCUCAGCUUUGUACUACAGAGGUGACUUGGGUUCUGCCCACCUUUGCCCAAGGAAAAUGGAAUGCUUGAAUCCCUUUGGUGGAGUGUUGCUCGCUGCAGCCAAGCGUGUUUUAUCUGCCAAAAAAUGCAAACAAGUGUCUAUGUUUGUAUUUUAUCCUCUGAAGGAAACACUGUCUGUAUUCUUCUGUAUUCCUCUUAUUGAUGUUCUGUGAAGAAAGGAAAAAAAGAAAGCAUUCCAGGUUUUACCCAAAUUCAGUUGCAUGACUCAAUGUAGCAAAUAGCAUAGUGGUAUUUUUACAUGCAUGGUAUGAUGUUGAAUGAGCUUGUCAAACAUCCCAGUCUGCCUGCCUGAAUUUGGAUUUUAUACAGUAUGUGGUCAAGAGCUCUGCUAACUCAGAUGUCUUGUUAUUUUUCUAUUGAUUUGAGCAGCACGACGUUGUUAAAGUUCAAACUGAAAAUCGGACAUUCCAGUAAAAGUACAAUGCGCGUUUCCAACUUCUUUCCCAUAAAAAAAGAAACAAAAAACAUUUUGUAUAUAUUGUGUGUAGACUUGGUUACACAUAUAUUUUUAUAUCAAUUCAAUCCAGUGUUUUCAAUUUGUACACAUGAAGGGAGAAUCUCCCAGUUAAAAAUUUUUUUUUUUUUUUUUUUUUUUAGAGCAUGUGCAAUUUAUGGUCAAGGGUGCGUGUGAGGAGAAGCUGCUGUCUGUACCCAUUUCGAUUCAAUGGAAAUUCAGUUUGUUGUUGUGAUUUAUUUGAUCUGGUACAGUAUGAAAUUGGUGAAGAUCAUUCUUCCUCCUAAUUUAUUCCAUUGUAAUUUAUAUUAGUUGAUAAAGGUAAGCUACGGGAGAACUCAUAUUUGGAAGCGACUCAGGAAAUUCAGAUUACUCAACACAGUUGGGUCUCAGUGUCAGGAGACUGCCUUAUUUUGAAGUAGUCUAUGAUCAAUCACUGUUGUGGCAUUGAUAAGUUGAUUUGUUGUUUUUUCCCUCAUAACUCUUAACUGGUGCCAUCUGGCAUUGUCAAACCACGUCUUCACCAAAUAAAGAAAAUUACAUCAUGAGA
Messenger RNA from Sardina pilchardus (European sardine), 3386 nucleotides. It is a transcript of the gene slc68a1a, whose product is annotated as major facilitator superfamily domain containing 13A. The transcript has 9 exons. The record is from RefSeq and is a predicted model, not a curated record. NCBI's taxonomy places the organism in Eukaryota, Metazoa, Chordata, Actinopteri, Clupeiformes, Clupeidae. The coding region runs from base 301 to 1836 and encodes 511 amino acids.